ACUUCAGUGAGGAAACAGCUUUCGCUAUGAGCAGUUGUGGAUCCAAAAUUUGGCUCUUGGCCAAUCUUUUGUUAAUCGCUUUUAUAGCCGCCUCUGAAAGUGUCGAUUAUCGUCUAAACUUGAAUGUAUUGCCAUCGCUAUAUAAUCUAACUAUCGGUAUACGGGGCGAUGCUGAUAAUCCAGGUGCCAUAUUCGAUGGCGAAGUUAAAAUAACGCUUCAGACCAAACACAUCGAUGUGUAUCGUAUAACUCUGCACACGGAUUCCAUUGAGAUCGAGGACUGUUGGCUUUACAAUGCUACUGGUGAUCUGGUUGAGCAUAUUGUUGCUGCUCGGCUAAUAUAUGAGCAGGAGACCAAUAAGUUGACAGUGCCUUUGGCCAAGGCAAUGACAAUCAAUCAAAACUACAUAUUGCACUUCAAGUACACAGGGAAAGUAAGAACUGACACGGCUGGCUUGUUCGCCGUUAGCUAUGUGGAGGAGCAGACAAAAAAGACCAAGUGGGUGCUCCUAACUGAAAUGCAGAAUAUCAAUGCCCGUCGAGUCUUUCCCUGCUUUGACGAACCCGCCAUCAAGGCCAAGUUCGAGGUGCACAUUGGAAGACCAAGUGGAUUUAAUGCAAUCAGUAAUACAAAGUUAAUCAGAACCACAAAUGAGGGCAAUAAUCGUUUUAUGGAUCACUUUGAUAUGACGCCCAUUAUGUCCACUUAUCUUUUGGCUUUUGUAAUCUCUGGGUAUCGGGCUCGAGGCAAUACCAGUGAGAUGGCCAUUUACACUCGACCGGAGUUUUACCAAUACACCGAGUUCAGUUAUUCGGUUGCACAACGAGCACUUCCCGCCUUCGAGAAUAUAUUUCAGACCUCCUACAAGGAGUUGGGCAACGAACUCUUCCAAUAUGCGACUACUCCUCGUUUUCCCCACAAUAGCAUGGAGAAUUGGGGUCUAGUGAUAUUCAAGGAUAAAGUUGUUUUGGAAGAGAAAGGUUAUACUGAUGGCUGGUCACAAAAGGAAUUUACCAUUCGCAAUAUUGUCCAUGAAAAUUCCCACAUGUGGUUCGGCAACAGUGUGACUUUCAAAUGGUGGAGCUACGUCUGGAUGCAGGAAGGAUUUGCUCGCUUUUAUGAGUUUUUUAUGGGACACAAGUUAUAUCCGGAGCAUCAGCUUGACCAACAGCUUGUGAUAAGAAAGGUGCAACAUGUGUUUUCAACCGACGCUCUCAAUAUCACACAGCCGAUGACCAGCCCAGAGAAUAGCAUCCAAUCGCCCGCCGAUAUAGACUACAAGUUCGGGAGAGUAUCAUUUGCCAAGGCCGCUUGCGUUAUUCGCAUGUGGCGUAAUGCCAUGGGAGGAGACAACUUUGAUAAGGCCAUCAGAAGCUACCUUAAGAAACAUCAUUUGGGCAACGUAGAGCCAAAGGAUUUGUUUGCACAACUUAAAGAUCACUGGCCCGCUAAGCAGAAUGUGAACUUGGAUCAGUUCUUUUCCGACUUCACUGAGCAGCCGGGCUAUCCAAUGAUAACGGUUAAUAUAAGUCAGGAAAACCAUUUGAUUGGCCUUCGUCAGAAACGAUUUUUAUCCAAUCCUGGAGAUGGCAGCGAUCCCAGCUUGCGCUACACAAUUCCGAUUACAUUUGCAACAAAUUUGGAACCCAAUUUCCAAAAUCUUACACCUCAUAUGUACUUCGAUAAGGUUGUGGAUGUGGCUCUGAUUUAUUCCAAAGAACCAAUCGAUUGGAUUAUCCUGAAUAAACAACAAUCCAACUACUAUCGAGUGUUCUACGAUACUCCAAUUCUACGCAAAAUUCAAGAGGCUCUGUCCAAGGAUGGUCACAGUUCCAUCGCAGUUGAGAACCGUGCACAGCUCGUUAAUGAUCUCUUCAAUUUUGCAAGCGUGGGAAUGAUCGAUUAUGCCGAGGUCUUUCAGUUUCUGGAGUAUUUGAGUAAAGAAGUCGAAUACAUACCCUGGUUUGCGGCUUACGAUGGUCUUCAGGAUGUUGUCCGACGCUUAACCCCACAGCAGCUGACACAUUUCGAGAAAUAUCUUCGCGAUAUCACAGCUGCGGUCUACUCUAAGCUUGGCGUGUUUUGGAGCUCGGAAGAUAACGUUCUGGAUGUGUACAAUCGUGACAUGCAAGUUGCCUGGCUAUGCAAGUUCAAGAACUCUGAUUGCAAUCGGCAGGUGACUUUCAAUUUUGAAGGAAACCUGAACAAGCCAUCUCCAGAUUAUCGGGAAACCUUCUAUUGUGCAGCUGCCCGAUCAGCCGGAUAUGACCGCUUGUUGGACUUAUACCAAAUGGAGACCAACUUCAACGAGCGAGAUCUACUUUGGAAAUCAGUCAGUUGUACAAGGGAUUACCGCAGACAUUACCAGAACGAGAUAUUGAACAGCUCUACAAGCGUGUUCCAAAAGACUGUUGGAUUGGCACAGAUGUAUCAACAGAAUCCGGACUUGAUAACCAGCAUUUAUCUUAUGAUUACGGAGGACAUCGAGCUGUUAGCUGAUGCUUUGGGCAGUUGGUCAAAGACCGCCGAUGUGUUGAGUAAUAUGGCAGACUAUUUCACAACGCGGGAACAGGAAAAGCUAUUCUCUGACUUCAUAGAUAAGGAUUCCAAAUUAUUUGGCGACUCGGCAGUAACACUUAAGACGGCUCUAAGUACAGUGAACAAAAAUGUGCAAUGGGCAGAGCAGAGAUUGGGCAAGCUAGUCAACUUUUUGAUAUCAAGGAAUGGCGCUGCUGCCGUUGGGCUGACGAUGGCGACGACGCUGCUAAUGAUGAUGUCGACGGUGCUCAGCUUUUUGCUUAAACUAUGAUUUGUGAAUAUGUAUUUGGAAAUAAAGGAGCGCAAGUCGCUCGCUCAGCAGGA
Molecule: messenger RNA, 2863 nt
Organism: Drosophila innubila
Lineage: Eukaryota; Metazoa; Arthropoda; Insecta; Diptera; Drosophilidae
Product: membrane alanyl aminopeptidase-like
Exons: 6
Coding region: 27-2810 (927 amino acids)
Biological process (GO): peptide catabolic process; proteolysis
Cellular component (GO): cytoplasm
Molecular function (GO): peptide binding; zinc ion binding; metalloaminopeptidase activity
Source: RefSeq, a predicted model, not a curated record